AUGCAUGCCUCUUACCAUUUAAACUGUACUACCUGUAAAAACGCCUUGGCGUCUUCUGAUAAUUUUUUAACUGAAUUUAAUAGUUUUGUUAAUAAGUAUUCUACACAUAAUCUCUUAAUCAAUGCUGAUACUAAUGAUGUUUUAAAAAAAAAAUGUGCGUCUCCAGAUUCUAAUAUUGUUUGUAAUCCCCUUAAAACCUACUAUCAGAAUGUACGUGGCCUUAGAACGAAACUUAACACUCUCAGGUGCAACUUUAUUUUAUUUGAUUCUUAUGAUAUAAUCAUAUUAACUGAAACUUGGCUCACGCCAGACAUAGGUAACGCUGAACUAGGUUUCGUUGGGUUCCAUAUUUUCAGAUUUGACAGAAAUUCAUACUCAAGUUCAUCCACCCGUGGUGGUGGAGUCCUUAUUGCGGUCAAAUCUAGCCUUAAUGCUUCCUUAAUCGUCAACAAUUGCCUUAACGUAGAGCAAGUUUUUGUAGCUCUAUCAUUUUUAAAAACUAAAUUUUUAAUCGGUGCUAUUUACCUACCUCCUAACUCUUCUGCUGACGUGUAUGAACAACACUCACAUACUGUUGAACAACUAGUAUCUGUGUACUCCCCCUGUAGCACAAUUAUUUGUGGCGAUUACAACAUGCCAGGCAUCGUUUGGUCACGUGAUAACAUUGGUCUCAAAAUAUUGGGGAGCUCCACACGUGCAUCCGCGCUAAUUGGUGACUCGAUCUCUUUCCUAAACUUCUUCCAGGUCAACUCUCUUUCCAAUGCCCAUGGUAGCCUACUGGACUUAGUCUUUUCAAAUUUGAGUGACCUUUCAGUAUAUAAGUCAAGCCUAUCAUUAGUGAUUUCUGAUCCAUACCACCCACCUUUAGAUAUAAAUUAUAUGUUAGAACGUCCACGGGGUAUCGAUAAACCUAGAACGUUUCGGGAUUUUAAGAAUGUAGACUAUGAACCUAUAAAUGAAUUUCUAUCACGUACUGACUGGGUAGCAGAACUUUCUAAUCGUAGCUCCAACGAUGCUGCCUCUUUCUUUAAUUGUAAGCUAUCGGAGGCCAUCGAUAAAUUUAUACCUAUCAAAACAUUCCACGAACAUAAAUUUCCUCUCUGGGUAUCUCCUGAACUUAAAAGGUUAAUUUUUCAAAAAAAGCGAGCCCACCUUACUUUUAAAAAAUCAGGUCUUCCAAUAGACUAUAAUGUUUUCUCUGAGCUACGGGCAAAAUGUAAAUAUCUCUCCAAGUCAAACUACCACGCGUAUAUCAAAAAAACAGAAAGAGCAUUGUCCAACUCUCCACGUAGUUUCUGGAAAUAUGUGCGUGAUCUUAAACAACAUCCUGAAGUUCCAGUUUCAGUACGCUUUGGUGAUCAUUCCUCAAACGACCCUUCCGAUUCUGCUAACCUUUUCUCUGACUACUUUAAAUCAGUCUUCUGUUCUUCUACCCCAAAUCAGUCCCAAUCACUUAGCCCUCUUAGUCUGUCAUUUGAUCUCCCAUCGGAUUGCAACUUCUCACCGGAGGAUAUUCUUUCAGCGCUAUCUUCCCUAUGCAAUAAAACCUCCACAGGUCCGGAUGCAAUCCCGGCCAUUUUUCUUUUCAACUGUCGUUUGUCUGUCUACAUUCCGAUGUUCCUUUUGUUUAGAAGGUCUCUGGAUGAAUGUACGUUCCCUGAUAUCUGGAAAAUCUGUUCUGUAACGCCUGUUUUGAAAUCUGGUGAUGCUUCGGAAGUCACUAAUUACAGACCAAUAUCAAUAAUCUCUCAUAUUGCCAAGCUAUUUGAACUUGUUGUUUAUCAGUGCAUUAAACGUAGCCUUAAUCAUAUAUUGAUUGAUGAGCAGCAUGGUUUCAGGCCAGGUAAAUCUACUUGCACAAAUGGUGUUUCCUUUCUAUCAUACAUUAUUGAGAACAUUGAGACUGGUUCUCAAGUUGACGUCAUAAUCACUGAUUUUAAAAAAGCAUUUGAUACGGUUAAUCACGAGCUGCUUAUUUAUGAAUUAGAACGUCUAGGCCUUGGAUAUCCGUUGCUCGGAUGGUUCAAAUCUUACAUUACAGGUAGGAAGCAAUUUGUAAAAGUGGCUGGGGUAUCAUCCUGCGUAAUCAACAUUCCAUCAGGCGUUCCUCAAGGAGGGCACUUAAGUCCACUGCUGUUCUCUCUUUUUAUAAAUUCUCUGUCCCAACACCUUAACAGGGCCAAGUGUCUUCUCUUUGCUGAUGACAUCAAACUAUUUUUGAAAAUUGACUCUACGGCUGACCAGGCUGUUCUACAGAGUGAGCUUGAUUUAUUUUCUAUCUGGGUAAAUCGUCUUGGACUGGUACUUAAUCUUGACAAAUGUCACUCAAUUACCUUCACUAAAUCACGUUCAUCUACAAACAGAACAUAUUCCAUCAAUGGCUUUCCACUUAAACAAGUAUUCCAAAUUAAAGACCUUGGUAUCCUUUAUACGUCUUCUCUUUCAUUUAACCAGCAUAUUGAUGCAAUAGUAGCACGUGCUCUUAAGGUUCUCGGAUUUAUUAAACGCAACACUAAACAUUUCACAUCAGUGAAUUGUCUUCGUUCCCUCUACUUUACAUUAGUGCGACCAAUUAUCGAGUAUGGAGUUGUGGUAUGGCACCCAUACCUUGCAAGACACCAGCAUAAGCUAGAACAGGUACAAAAUCGAUUCCUAAGCUACUUAGCAUUUACGAGUAAAACUGACGUGUCCCCCCAUGACUAUGUCCAACUACGUAAAAUGUUUAAUAUCCCAUCUCUCUCUACGCGUCGCACCGAUAUAGAUGUACACUUUUUAACUUCCCUUCUAAAUGGUACUUUAGACGCUCCUAACUUACUUGCUAAAAUUCCAUUUAAAGUUCCUACCCGUGGAAUACGAAACCUAGACCAGUUUUAUGUUCCCCAUCACUCUACUGCCUAUGGUUACAAUCAUCCACUUCACAGAAUGCUCAGAGUUACUAACUUAAAUAUACCUUAG
Macrosiphum euphorbiae (potato aphid) is the source of this 2955-nucleotide messenger RNA. The record is from the annotation of a GenBank genome assembly. Lineage: Eukaryota; Metazoa; Arthropoda; Insecta; Hemiptera; Aphididae.